Chanos chanos (milkfish) is the source of this 1899-nucleotide messenger RNA. It is a transcript of the gene fam222bb, whose product is annotated as family with sequence similarity 222 member Bb. The coding region runs from base 1 to 1863 and encodes 620 amino acids. The transcript has 2 exons. Lineage: Eukaryota; Metazoa; Chordata; Actinopteri; Gonorynchiformes; Chanidae. The record is from RefSeq and is a predicted model, not a curated record.
AUGCUGGCGUGUCUGCCGGUAACAGACCCCUCCUAUCAGCUUCUCUCCCACACGCAGAUGAACACUGGACUUCAGAAAUGGGACACUACACAGAAGAUGAGAUCUGCACAUUAUCCAACCCCAGCAGAAUUGGAUGCCUAUGCUAAGAAAGUUGCCAAUAACCCACUGACUAUAAAAAUCUUUCCAAAUAGUGUGAAAGUACCUCAGAGGAAGCAUAUCCGCCGCACGGUCAACGGACUUGACACCUCAAGUCAACGCUACAGUCCCUACCCGUCUCAGGUCAGUACCAGGACAGGCCUUCUGGCCAUAGUCAAAGUGCCCGUCAAAGGGAUCCUCAAGGACUUGGACGGCAGCCGAAGCCGUUUCCUCCCUAAGAUCAUCAUGAACCCACACGGCGGUCCGUACGUCACUCCGAGCACUUUAAGCCUUUCUCAGACUGUUCCUCACAUACAGGCUCUCUCUCAGCCCCAGCCUAUGGCACAGAAUAGCCUGUCACACCCUCCGCAGAACCUGCCCCACCCCCAAGCCAUGCAACAGCAGAAGAGCCUCUCUCAUCCACCUAGUUUACAGCAGCAAAGCUUGAGCCGUCAACAGACUUUACAGCAGAGCCUUGCCCACCAACAACAGACUGUGCCACAUCAAAACCUAAACCACCAACAGACUCUAAUGCAGCAACAGCAACAACAGCAGAGACAGGCGGGGCCCCAGGGGCUUAGGCAUAUUCCUGAUCUAGCUCCCCCAGGCAGUCUGCAGCACACACAAGGUUUCCCUCAUAACCAACCCAUCACUCAGGCCCCUGGAGCAGGCCCCCCAGCCCCCAACAUGAUGCUGCAGCAGCAACCCUUGCCAGGCAUGCAAGUUCCACGGAAGCUGCCAGAUGCCGACGCCCCUCCCAACGUGACUGUGUCUACCUCAACCAUCCCGCUCUCCAUGGCUGCCAGCCUACACCAGACCCGCCCCGGCGACUUGAGCAGCAUCGUUCACCAGAUCAAUCAAUUCUGCCAGGCGCGUGCUGGCAUGGGGACUACCUCUGUGUGCGAAGGACAGAUUGCCAACCCCAGUCCCAUCAGCCGCAAUCUGCUAAUCAACGCCAGUUCCCGGGUGUGUACUCAGAACCUGGCUGCAAACCCCCUGCCCUCCUGUAGUGUCAGCUCUUCUGAUAAACCUGGCCCACCCCCUGCCAAUGCUCUUCCACUGCCCAACAUGGCUGCUGCUAAUAGGAUGCCCAUCUACCAUAAUGACAUGAAACAGCAGCAGCAGCCCCAGGCAUCGUUACCACAGCAACCGCAACAGCGCUCUUGGAACCAACACCAGCUGGCUCAUCUGCAACAGCAGCUCCCCGAGGGGGCUCACCCUGGUAAGAACCUAUCCAGGGAGACCACGGGUGGGCCCGGGUUCCCCAUUAAGGGUAUGAGCUAUCCACCGCAGGAGGUGUGCAUGGGCCAGCCCUUCAACCUGAAACCUCCCACUGACAAGCCCACGCCUUCGCCCCCCGUCAACGGGAUGCCGGGAGCGAUGAGCUACAGCAACGGCCACUACAUCCAACCACCCUGGAACAACAUUUUGCCAACGCCAAACAGCGACAGCUCAGGGUCUCAGGACCUGGCUAUGCCAUUCCCCGGGGGUCUCUCAGGGACCUCCAUAGACUGCACAACGGGAGUACAGUACAGAACUGCGUCCGCCGCCACCGGUCAGACCAACCUGAUGCAAACCAUGGAUUACAUGGGCGGGGAAUUCCAAGCUCCCUGUCUCCGAGAGCAGAACCCGGGCAUGAUGGUAAAGAUGCACAGACCCCCGGCGAGCAGGGCCCAAGAUUCAGGUGACGCUAGACAUAUUCACAUUCACCAUCCAGGGUACAGAUGAGCUUCGUCCUGCUUCGUCAGUGCGCGUCAGUGUUAG